AUGAUAUCUAUGGGUGGCGGCAAGCCGAUAUUUAUCACAUCCAAGCGCGGCAACCAGCUGAUACUGCUCUCCGGCUACAAGUACUUCGUGAAGGCGAGCCACAGCGUAGGCAGAAUGACCAAGAGGCGGUGGAACUGCUCCACACACCACGCCAAGGGCUGCCGCGCUCUCCUGCACACAGCUAACGACACCAUCCUGAAGAUCAACGACCGGCACAACCACUCGCCCGUGUACAGAUUC
Molecule: messenger RNA, 240 nt
Organism: Iphiclides podalirius (scarce swallowtail)
Lineage: Eukaryota; Metazoa; Arthropoda; Insecta; Lepidoptera; Papilionidae
Source: the annotation of a GenBank genome assembly